AUGCUUCGCCAAUCCAUCAACAAAGCUAUCCGUCCAGCACAAUUCAGAGCUUUCUCCAUCUCGGCACGAACCAUGGCUGGUGGUGAUACUGGAGCUCCAAGAAGCGGAGGGAUUGCUCAAGGAGACGCAUUCAGCAAACGCGAGAAGGCGAAUGAGGACUACACCAUCCGUAUGCGCGAGAAGGAGAAGUUGCUUGAGCUCCGGAAAAAGGUUGCCGAGCAACAGGAUCACUUGAAGAAGCUCGAAGACCACAUUGACGAACUUUCCAAAUCUUCCGGCGGCGAGCAAAAGUAA
Messenger RNA from Glarea lozoyensis ATCC 20868, 294 nucleotides. RefSeq lists its product as uncharacterized. Bases 1 to 294 code for a protein of 97 amino acids. Gene Ontology annotation, cellular component: mitochondrion. The record is from RefSeq and is a predicted model, not a curated record. Gene Ontology annotation, molecular function: ATPase inhibitor activity. Gene Ontology annotation, biological process: negative regulation of ATP-dependent activity. NCBI's taxonomy places the organism in Eukaryota, Fungi, Ascomycota, Leotiomycetes, Helotiales, Helotiaceae. The transcript has 3 exons.